CUCCCUCAGAAUUUGAAUUCCCUGAAACCUAAGACUUGUUUGUCACCCGUAUUAGUCAGAAGUGAAGGAAAUCCACGUUUUUGUCAGGUUAUUCUUAGUUUGUUCGACGUCACUGAAGUUGAAAGAUCGGCGUUGGAUGAAUUCAUGUUGAGUGGUGUUGUGCAGGUUGUCAUCAGUGUUUGUGUUUGUUUGAUUUCGUUCUUGCAAGAGAAAACUGUGGGUGUUUCCUUUUACAAACCACGGAGACGGACUGAAGAUCUUGUGAUGACUGUAAUGGCAGUAUCCAUCAACGAGAUAUGUGAGAACACGAAGCUGGCAAGAGAGAUGGCGUUGAUGGGUAACUACGAGACUUCCUCUGUUUACUACCAAGGUGUCAUCCAGAAUAUCCAGAAACUUCUCAUCUCCAUUGCUGAUAACACGAGGAAAGCCAAGUGGCAACAAAUCCAAAAGCAAGUUGUGUCGGAGUAUGAGCAGCUGAGUGCAGUCACAAACACCCUGCAGAUGUUCAGGCUGGGCACGCAGAUCGAUAGGCCUAUUGGCACCAUGUUGCGCAAUUCCAACACUCAGUUCCUAGAGGAGCCGACCCGAGAUGCUGCGUUGUGGUUCGGCACCCCCAAAGACCCUGAUAUUUGGCCCCCGCCUGACAGGGAUCCUGAUGUGUGGCCCCCGCCUACACCAGCUGAUCACAGGGGCAAUUUACCAGUGAAACCGGCCAGAAAUCAGCAGAAGAAGACGGACACAAAGUCUGCCAAUAGAAACCAGAAGACAUCAACUCUCACAAGAAAGAACGAUGCCAAAAGUGGAGUGAGACGGAGCGUAGACCCCAGAGCACCGUCUGCGGCAGUGAAGAAAGAAAACAACGGAAACAAUGUUACCAACAAUGAGAAACAAGACAAGGAGAAAGAAGAUAAAGAUAACAAAGAGGCUCAGCCAGAGGAGAGGAAGUUUGACCCUUCGGGCUACGACCACGACCUCUGUGAGAUGCUGGAGAGAGACAUAGUCCAGAAGAAUCCCAACAUUAAAUGGGACGACAUCGCAGACCUUCAUGAGGCCAAGAGAUUGUUAGAAGAAGCUGUUGUCCUGCCUAUGUGGAUGCCAGAAUUCUUCAAGGGUAUCAGGAGGCCAUGGAAGGGAGUGCUGAUGGUGGGUCCCCCGGGCACAGGCAAGACCAUGUUGGCCAAGGCUGUGGCUACAGAGUGUGGGACGACGUUCUUCAAUGUCUCCUCUUCCACUCUCACCUCCAAGUACCGUGGGGAGUCCGAGAAACUAGUCCGUCUAUUGUUUGAAAUGGCCCGGUUCUACGCGCCAUCAACCAUCUUCAUAGAUGAGAUAGAUUCACUGUGCUCCAGGCGAGGGUCUGAGUCGGAGCACGAAGCCAGUCGCCGAGUAAAGUCAGAGUUGCUGGUGCAAAUGGACGGCAUCAGCAGCACUGAAGAGGCUGGCAAGGUGGUGAUGGUACUGGCUGCGACCAACUUUCCGUGGGAUAUUGAUGAAGCGUUGCGGCGGAGAUUGGAGAAACGAAUCUACAUACCUUUGCCUAACAGCGAAGGACGAGAAGCACUUCUCAAAAUCAACCUGAGAGAAGUGAAGCUUGAGUCUAAUGUCAACCUGAAGGACAUUGCUGGCAAGCUGAAGGGUUACUCUGGUGCUGAUAUCACCAAUGUCUGCAGGGACGCAUCCAUGAUGUCUAUGAGACGCAAGAUCGCCGGGCUGCGGCCAGACCAAAUAAAACAGUUGGCCAAGGAGGAGCUUGACCUGCCAGUGUCCAUGCAGGAUUUCUCUGAGGCCAUCUCAAAAUGUAACAAGAGUGUGAGCAAAGAGGACCUCGACAAGUAUGAGAAGUGGAUGAGCGAGUUUGGCUCCACGUGAUAGUGGAAUGGAGAGUCGCCGGGCGACUCAUCAUGAGUUAAGUGGCCUGUCGGAACACUGAGGUUCUGUCUACUCGGCGCAGCGCGACCGACAAAACUUAGUGGUUCAACGACAUUUUACUAUUUUUUUCAUCACCGCCUUAAAAUGUAGAUCGUAACAAGUAAUUAAUCUGCAAUCGUAUCACAAUCUCUUUAAUUAUCUAAGUUUUUUUUCUGAUUUGAAGAUAAACGGAAGACAAUACAAUGUAAUAUUUCUUAACACGCUCAGAUUACUGAUAAUAAACACAACGGUUGUGUAACGGCCUCGUACUUAAGCAGUGUUAAAGUCAAUAUUUAUUGUUGGGAGUUAGAUUACAUAAGUUGUUGCUAUUUGGAUUGUUUUAAAUCUCUGAUGCAAUUAAUAUGUGAGUUUUCACAGUUUAUGAAAUAAACUUAAUU
Molecule: messenger RNA, 2306 nt
Organism: Macrosteles quadrilineatus (aster leafhopper)
Lineage: Eukaryota; Metazoa; Arthropoda; Insecta; Hemiptera; Cicadellidae
Product: katanin p60 ATPase-containing subunit A-like 1
Exons: 13
Coding region: 145-1869 (574 amino acids)
Biological process (GO): microtubule severing
Cellular component (GO): microtubule cytoskeleton
Molecular function (GO): microtubule binding; microtubule severing ATPase activity; ATP binding
Source: RefSeq, a predicted model, not a curated record